This is a messenger RNA of Camellia sinensis, 2675 nucleotides long. The record is from RefSeq and is a predicted model, not a curated record. NCBI's taxonomy places the organism in Eukaryota, Viridiplantae, Streptophyta, Magnoliopsida, Ericales, Theaceae.
AAGAAAAAAAGAUUUUUGGGCUCAUUGUAGACAAUAAAAACUUCCUCAUCUGAUAUAUAGAACAAUCAAUACAUAUAUCUAAAGACGAUUUCUUUUCUUUUAAGAGCUGGGAAUUCGAAGGGUUGUGGUCUUCAAGACCAUCAAAUUUCAUCUGUCUCGCUUGAUACCUCUGCCCUUUCUCUGGUCUGUUUACCGUUGCAACCCACGGCAGAGGGAUCGACUAUUUGCUAAAGCAUUCUUCCACAAUCUGAUUGGAAGGGACUCUCACGGUACACAUACAUGGACAAGAGUUGGAUUGCAUUGGGUAAGACGCCUGAUGGAAGGAUGAAUCAACCAUUUAUUGAUGGGGUGACAUCAUUUAUUAAAUUUGCAAUGGUAGUUAUUGACCAGGAAGGUAAAAUUUUGUGCCCACGUUUGAACUGUGUGAACUAUUAUUCCCAAAAUCCUCGAAAUAUGCAAAUUCAUUUGCUUCAAUAUGGAAUUAUGCAAACGUACACUAUUUUGCACGAGCACGGGGAACCACGUGUAUCAAAUGAGGCUCACCAUGAAAUGGCAAUUGAUGAAGAUGAGGUUUUAGGUGGUAUUGAUGCCUUAGUGGAAGAUCGAAAAAGAGGAGAACCCAACGAUGCACCCUAGAAUGAGGAAGUACAGACGUUUGAUAAACUAUUAAAUAAUGCCAAACGUGAGGUGUACUUAGGUUUCACAAAUUACACUCUAUUGAAGUUUGUCAUCGAGUUACUUAAUAUGAAGGUAAUAAACCAUUGGAGCAAUAAAUCGGUUGACACACUGUUGGAGUUUUUAACAAAACUUUUACCGAAAGAUAAUUUGGUUCCAAAGUCAUUUUAUGAAGCUAAGAAAAUACUUCGUGAUUUAAGCUUGUCAUAUGAGUUAAUUGAUUCUUGUAUAAAUGAUUAUGUACUCUUUUGGAACGAAAAUGCAAGGUUGGAUAAAUGUCCAAAAUGUAAGGCAUCCAAAUACAAGAUUAAUCAUGAUAGGGAUAAGAAGAUUCCCCACAAGGUGUUGCGGUACUUCCCAUUGACACCAAGGUUGAAAAGAUUGUACAUGUCAAGGAAGACUGUUGAGGACAUGAGAUGGCACAAGGACGAACUUGUAGAUGACGGAGUAUUGAGGCAUCCCAUCAAUAGUGAUGAGUGAAAGGAAUUUCAUAUGCAACAUCCUCAGUUUUCCAUGGAGCCUCGAAAUGUGAGGCUAGAGUUGGCUGUUGAUGGGUUCAAUCCUUUCGGGAACAUGAGCAACUCAUAUAGUCUGUGGCCUGUAGUACUUAUUCCUUAUAAGUUGCCACCUUCAUUGGUCAUGAAAGAUCCAUUUCUUAUGCUGUCAUUACUUAUUCCUAGAGAAUCACAACCAAGGAUCGAUAUUGAUGUCUACAUGAGACGUCUGGUGGAUGAGUUGAAUGAGUUCUGGAAAAAUGGUGCAUUAUCUUAUGAUGCCUUAACUGGUGAGUCUUUCCAGAUGCGUGCAGCUUUGAUGUGGACUAUACAUGAUUGGCCUGCAUUUGGUGACAUAUCUGAGUGGAGAACAAAGGGUCAUUAUUCUUGCUACACAUGCAAUGAUGAACCAUAUUUUCAAUCCUUGAAAGGUAAGACUGCAUACACUAACCAUCGAUGCUAUUUGCCUCAGAACCACCACGAAAGGCGAAAGAGUAAGGCUUACAAUGGUAAGCAUGAGAAGCGAAAGAAAUCUUUAGAGUUACCAGUGGAAAAGAUAUUAGAGCAAUUGGACAGAGUGACAAGUGUCACAUAUGGGAAGCAUCUAAGAAACAAGAAAAGACUCUGUCAGGCACCAAAUUGGACAAAGGUAAGCAUCCUGUCUGAGUUACCAUACUGGAAGAAACGGAAGCUUCGACACAACAUUGAUGUCAUGCACGUCGAGAAGAAUUUUAGUGAAAAUACCUUUGGAACUAUGUUAGGCAUUGAUGAGAAGAACAAGGACACCAACAAAGCACGAAUGGACUUGGAAGAUAUGGGUAUAAGGAAAGAGUUGUGGUUAACACGUCGUCCUGAUGGAACUUUUGUCAAGCCUAGGGAAAUUUUUUCAUUGACCCCUGAAGAAAGGGUGGGUUUCUUUGAACUCUUGAAAUCAGUGAAGUCUCCAGAUGAUUAUGCUGCAAACAUAUCAAGAUUAGUGAAUGAGAGAAAUGGUAAAUUAGGAGGCUUGAAAAGUCAUGACUACCAUGUGCUCAUACAACAGAUUCUUCCAAUUGAGAUGCGUGGCGACGUAAACAAAGAGAUUAGUAAAACACUAUUUGAGUUAGGUAGCUUUUUCCAGGAUUUGUGCUCAAGGACAUUGCGCCGUAAUGAACUUGAGAAAUUAGAGGAACCUAUAGUACGCAUAUUAUGCAAGCUUGAAAAGAUCUUUCCUCCAGCCUUCUUUGAUGUGAUGGUUCACUUAGCUGUUCACUUGCCGCGCGAGGCUAUUCUUGGAGGAUCGGUGCAAUAUCGAUGGAGGUACCGAAUUGAAAAGUAAUUGUUAAAUUCAAAGGUUCGUAAUUAUAUGUUGCAUGUGUAACCUUGCUCUUAACUAAUUCUCUUUUCAAGGUUUCUCGGAGCUUUAAAAAAGUUUGUUACAAACCGAGCUCGACCAGAAGGUUCAAUCGCAGAGGCUUACAUUGUCAAAGAGUGCAUUACUUUUUGUUCAAUGUAUGUUGAUGGGAU